Messenger RNA from Colletotrichum fioriniae, 942 nucleotides. RefSeq lists its product as uncharacterized. NCBI's taxonomy places the organism in Eukaryota, Fungi, Ascomycota, Sordariomycetes, Glomerellales, Glomerellaceae. The record is from RefSeq and is a predicted model, not a curated record.
AUGGCUUCAGUCCCAAGCAAAGAGCUUGUGGUGGCGCGAUACAAGCUCACAAGUGAGAAGAUUGCUGACAACGACUCUAGCAACGUCAAAGCCUGGCUUACGAAAAACACGACUCACAACAUUCCUUGGGUUCUCCGAGUUCUUCCUGACUACGUUUCAGUUCUCAGAAACCAAUUUCCCGGAUAUCUAGACAUCAUCCAGCAAUCUCGCAACACUGGCUGCGUGAAUGGCACCGCCUUACUUUCAAUUACACAAAAAGUCUCGACCGUGGGUGGAGAUGAGCGCCCGGAGCAACUUUACCGAACAAUUCAUGGUGGGCAACCUCACCAGGGCAUCAAGUCUCGUCUGGGACGGGGAAGCGACCCAAUCUUCCUCCACAUUCACUUGCGAAAGCAUCUACGCGGGAACUGUCGUGAACCGAGUCCCUUCCUCUCAGCUACCAACAGUCGUGCAAAAGCUGUGGAAUUCGCUGUCGCAUAUGAGGACCGAGGAUUUUCUAACAUUACGAUCCUGUUAUUCGAGACCACUAGCGCAGACUGGAACCACAACACGCAGAGACUGUGGGAUUCGAAAGCCUUGCUUCGCCGAUUGAACAAGAAAAAAGAGGCUGGUGUCUGUUUCGAGAAGGAGUUCCUUGUUGAGCACUCUAUCCCGGAAACUAGCAUCCAACGAAGAUACAACUGGCCAAGUGAGAAGGCCAAAAUCGACCCUAACGGCUUCAUGGAGAAGCGUGCUCGCAAAGCCCUGGAGAGUAAGAAGGAGAGCAUUGAGGAGGCCAAGGAGGCAAAAGCUUCCCAGAAACGCAAGAACUACGACGACGAGAAUGGAGACAAUGCUGAAGAGUUGGUUGGUGGGGGUGUAUCGAAGCCCCGGCAGAAGAAGAGAAAGCAGGGCGUAAGGGUCAUCGUUGGUCCCAAGCUGAGACGCGAUGGAGGUGCUUGA